Messenger RNA from Archocentrus centrarchus (flier cichlid), 2489 nucleotides. RefSeq names its product protein arginine methyltransferase 5 (gene prmt5). The record is from RefSeq and is a predicted model, not a curated record. Gene Ontology annotation, biological process: regulation of DNA-templated transcription; peptidyl-arginine N-methylation. Gene Ontology annotation, cellular component: nucleus; cytosol. Bases 53 to 1948 code for a protein of 631 amino acids. NCBI's taxonomy places the organism in Eukaryota, Metazoa, Chordata, Actinopteri, Cichliformes, Cichlidae. The transcript is spliced from 16 exons.
UCGAAACGUAGAGCAACGUGAGAAAGCGAGAAAUCAUUCAGUCAGUAAAAUCAUGGCGUCCGCCAGUACGGGGAGCAGGGUGUCCUGCGGGAGGGAUUUGAAUUGUGUGCCUGAGAUAGCCGAUACGUUAGCCGCGGUCGCCAAACUUGGGUUUGACUUCCUGUGCAUGCCCCUCUUCCACCCGAGGUUCAGGAGGGAGUAUGAGUUGGAGCCCGCAAAAUCCCGACCUGGAGCCCAUACCCGCUCAGACCUGCUAUUAUGUGGCAGAGAUUGGAAUACUCUAAUUGUUGGGAAGCUCUCUCCAUGGAUCGACGCAGAUUCAGAAAUCGAGACAGAACGCAGAAACUCAGAGGCUGCCCUUACCCAGGAGCUAAACUUUUCCGCCUACUUGGGUCUGCCUGUCUUCAUGAUCCCUUUGAGGGGCCCUAGUAAUGCCAAUCUAGCCCGAGUGCUGCUAAACCACAUCCACACUGGACAUCACACCUCAAAUUUCUGGAUACGAGUCCCGCUGAUGGCGUCGGAAGACAUGCGGGAAGAUCUGAUUGAGAAUGAACCGGCCUCUUGUAUUGAUGACACAAGUGUGGAUGAGAAGACCUGGAUCUGGUGGAACUCAUUCAGAACCCUUUGUGACUACAACAAGAGGAUCUGUCUUGCGAUUGAAAUUGGACCAGAUAUGCCAUCAGACACUGUGAUUGAUAAAUGGCUCGGAGAACCAAUCAAAGCAGCCAUUCUUCCCACCAGCAUCUUCCUAACUAAUAAGAAGGGAUUCCCUGUCUUGUCAAAAGCCCAUCAGAGAAUAAUCUUCCGUCUCUUCAAGUUGGAGGCCCAGUUCAUCUUCACAGGCACCAGUCGGCACACUGACAAGGACUUCCGAUCCUACCUGCAGUACCUGGAGUACCUCAACCAGAACAGGCCUGCACCCAAUGCCUACGAGCUCUUUGCUAAGGGUUAUGAAGACUACCUGCAGUCACCUCUGCAGCCCCUCAUGGACAACUUGGAGUCUCAGACAUAUGAAGUGUUUGAGAAGGAUCCUAUUAAGUACUCACAGUACCAACAGGCUGUAUAUAAAUGUCUGCUGGACAGAGUUCCAGAGGAGCAGAAAGACACUAAUGUUCAGGUGUUGAUGGUGUUGGGAGCAGGUAGGGGUCCUCUGGUCAAUGCAUCCCUGCGUGCUGCCAGACAGGCAGACAGGAAACUGAGGGUGUACGCUGUGGAGAAAAAUCCCAAUGCUGUAGUGACGCUAGAGAAUUGGCGCUUUGAGGAGUGGGGCGAUCAGGUGACAGUGGUGUCAUGUGACAUGCGGGAAUGGGCCGCACCAGAGAAAGCUGACAUCAUUGUGAGCGAGCUGCUCGGAUCAUUUGGCGACAAUGAACUCUCCCCAGAGUGCUUAGAUGGAGCACAGCACUUUCUCAAAGAUGAUGGAGUGAGCAUUCCCUGUUCCUACACGUCCUACCUGGCUCCUCUGUCGUCCUCCAAGCUUUACAACGAAGUACGAGGGUGCCGGGAACGAGACAAGGACCCGGAGUCCCAUUUUGAGACUCCCUAUGUUGUGCGUCUUCAUAACUUCCACGAGUUGGCUGAUCCGAAACCCUGCUUCACCUUCACACACCCCUCAGCAGAUAUGAACAAUAACCGGUAUCAGUGCCUCAGAUUCACAGUAGGUUGUAACUCAGUGCUCCAUGGCUUUGCCGGCUACUUUGAGACCACACUCUACAAAGAUGUCACACUCAGUAUAAAACCAGAUACACAUUCACCUGGAAUGUUCUCCUGGUUCCCCAUCCUCUUCCCGCUUAAACAACCCAUCUCCUUAUCCCGGGAUGACGAUGUCACAGUGCGGUUCUGGCGCUGCAACAACGGGAAGAAGGUUUGGUAUGAAUGGGCUGUGACGGAGCCCUCCUGCUCUGCCAUUCACAACCCCGCAGGCCGUUCUUACACCAUCGGCCUGUGAAGGAGACGCAUCGGCAGACUCGCACGUUUCUGUCAGACUUUGUGGCAGUUGAAGAACGGGUGUUGUGACACUCCUGUACACAGUUAAAACCUGGACUUAUGGUGUAAGCCCUUAAAAAGUCAGUGGUGGUAGGCACUUUUGAGUUUAGGAAGAAGUUGAUCAGAUAAAAGCAAGUUUGAACCUUUUUUGUUCUGUUUUAAUCUAGUGCUACAUUCACCACUGUCACCUGAACACAAAGUGUACUGUUGCUGUGAGAUCGUCUCAAAACUGUUACCACUGGGUCAUCCUGCUAUACUUUUUACUUUGUUUUCCUUGUUGUUUUGAUUAAGAGUUGCAGAGAUAGCACACGCAAUUCUAAUGGACUUGACGCCUUAUCAAACACACAUUCCAUACCAAUAUUUGCAUAUUGAAUCCUUCAGCACGGGAGGAUCAGAGCAAGAAAUGGCUUUUCAGGUUACACACCACGAUGUUUGAGGCGGUCUCUUCAUACCUUUAAUCUGUUUAAACAAUGUCAAUAAAGGCAAUGCUGUACUGUUCUCUA